ACUUAUAAUUUGGUUGUUUGGGAUGCCAAAAAGCCAUAGGAGUAGGCCAAAAUUUUGGUCCCAAUCCCCUGAGCGCUUUUUCUCUCAAAAUCCACACUGAAGCUCAGAAGAGUCAGCCACAGAGCUUACGAUUCGCCACCGCGGAGCGCAGCCCGCCGAGCCCAACCGGGUAAUCAAGCUCCAACGUAGCCCGACGGUAUUUCUUGGCAAUCAUAGUGUAGCAUGAAAAAGCUACUGGAAUUUGGAAGAAAGGCCAUGUUCUAUGUGAGGGUUCUUUCUGGAUAUGAAGAGCGGAGAAUCCGAUCGUUUAGAUUGCAGCUUGAGAAGCGUAUCCAACAGGCGCAAGAAAGGAAGGCAGCUUUGAGAAAGAUCCCUGAGCAGGCUAUUUUAGCAGAGGUUCGCCGUAUGGUUGAGGAGAUGCAAACUUUAAACAGGAAGCUAGAUGAAACUGAGGCUGCCAUCGAAGAGUACUUUAAACCAAUUGAUAAAGAGGCUGAGGCUAUAAUGAAAAUGCAGCUUGAAGGGGAGGAGAAGACAAUGAGGGAAAUGAUGAAAGCUAUGCAGCAACAAGCUUUGCUUGAGAAAACUGAAUCCAAUAAAACCGCGAAAGUUCAUGAUAUAGACACAGACCAAAACCAGGAUCCAUCAUCCUCCACUGCUGCACAUCAAGCUCAAAUGCGAUGAUUUUAAGAGAUGUUAUCAACCAUAGAUUUAGGAUUAAAUUUGUAAGAGUGCGUAUCAGUUUUGGUUGUUUCUGCUGUGACUUUGAUAGAGGCACUACUUUUAAUAACCAAGUUAGUUCUUGGUCAAAAUCUGUUGAAUCAUCAUUUUUUUUGUUUGUACAAUUGAGAUAGCGGUAUUGUCAUUAAAAAAAAAAAAAAAAAAAAAGCACGUGCACAUGGAUGGUAUUACUGAGUAGUAUUGGAACUUGGAUGUUAUGACAGGAGUGGCAUACUCGAAGCAUAAUAUUAGGAAUGAUGAAUUCCAGCAAAGAAUAACUUGUAUGGCAAUGUUGAUAAUAACAAUUUUUGGGCAUCAUAAUUUCUCCAUCA
Messenger RNA from Ziziphus jujuba (common jujube), 1052 nucleotides. RefSeq lists its product as uncharacterized. Lineage: Eukaryota; Viridiplantae; Streptophyta; Magnoliopsida; Rosales; Rhamnaceae. The transcript is spliced from 4 exons. The record is from RefSeq and is a predicted model, not a curated record. Bases 223 to 684 code for a protein of 153 amino acids.